AUGAAACACCGUACAGCUAGUAUCAAUAAAUAUUCAUCACCAGGUCGUCACUCACUGCCACGUAAAAAAGUGACAAUUAACACACGUGAUACAUACCAAGGUGGUCAAUACUCACCAAAUUUACAAAUACAACGUGGAGGAACACAAUUUAAUCGCAAUGGUUUAUCACAAAUACAGAUACAACACAGACAUCAGCACAAUCAUUGUCAUGUUAAGGAGGACAGUAGUUUUGAAUAUUUUGUGCCAAGAAGUGUCAGUGAUUUUAACUUAACGAGUGAUGUGCAGGAUAUUGCUGUUACACUACCCCAAUCUGUAUUAAAAAAUUACAGUACUGUUACAUCAACAUCAUCGCAAAUAAAUACUCCAAUUAUUUGUGCGCCAAGUGCUACUUCGAGGCAGGAUAAUUGUGGAACAAUUGGGACCAGGAGUCGUGAAAAAAUGGUUACAUUCGAGGAUGAGGGCUGUCCAGGCUCAACUCCAACCAGAAAAAUUCACGUACCUAAUUUAGAUAAUGUUUUCAUGUGACCCAUGUACACCAAGAUACAGUGAAUUUAUCGAUAUUCGUUUGGAAUUUUUUUUUUCGUCGCAUCAGGAAGAUAAGAAUAAGGAUUUUGUUUUACAUAUUUUUUUGCUGGAUAGUAGGGGAUGGGGUUGAAGAGAGUUUCGAAAUUUCAGAGUGAACUUAUGGGUUUUAGAGGAUUUAUUAAUUAAUGGGGAGCUAGAAUGGAGGGAGUUGGUGGGAAUUUUUCACAAAUCGAUUCCCAUCUCGUUAUUUGCGAAAUAAAAAAUUAUUUCCACCCGGAGAAUUGAGAUUUUAUGUAAAGUGUGACAUUGUUGCUAUUGUUUUCCAGAGUUUUGGCUUAAAUUGCCGACUGAAAUAGGAUGAUAACGAUUUUUUUUUCCUUUUUUCUUUCGCUUUCGACUACUGCGAAAUAACGGGGGAUAUAUCGAGUAACUGAAUUUUUUGGUGUGAAAAAAACGUUUUCAGUGAAUACUUUUUUAUGGAGAGGUGGAGCGUUUCCCCUAUUGUAUAUGAAAAAAAUUUAAGCUUCGUGAAUCCCUCCAUUCGCGCACCAAAAAAUAGCUGCAGAGUUUUAAAUUGAAAUUUUAUCCUAAUUAUUGAUUGCACCAGAGAGUACUGGGUUUCAUUUGAGAUAAAAACACGAUGAUUUGUCGUUCACUCGACUGUUCUCACUUUCAACAUUUACGUUGAAGAAUUGGAACUUCAGAGAUCGAUUAAUUUACGAAAAUAAUAAUGUUAAGGUAUUAAAUUGUAAUUUACUUUAAUUCUCGCUCGAAUCAGAGAGUAUUUCAUUGCAAAACAAAACGAGAAUUUUUCCUUUCAUGUUACCGAGUUGAGCCAUUGAAAACUGGAUAAAUGAAAAAUAUUUCACCGUGAAAAUAAUUUUUUCCAUCAAUCCAAAAAAUAAUGCAGGGAUGUAGAAACUUUUCAUUCACAAAAAAAAAGAACUUUUGUCAUAACGCUGAAUUCAACUUGAAUAUUAAAAAAUUGGAACCAGAAUUUUCCACAAAUAUUCACUGACAUAUUUCAGUCAUUAAUUUUGUUAAAAACACCUGUGAAUAACUGAGAACAAGUGAAAAUUUUUUUAAUACUUCAGAUCACAAAUUAUUUGCCGCACAAAACUUGCAACAAUUCACACUAAUUUUUUAAACAGCUGAUAGACUUCAACCAGUAAACUAAAAUCCAUUUCAACAGCUCUAGCUAAUUAAGGUCGCGACUGAAAAAGAUCAGCUCAUCACCUGACCCAUUAACAGUAAAAUUAAAAUGUACAACGCCCUCCAAUUCAUCUCAUUUCUUCAUAAAUACCGACUAGACAGACACAGAACAUACGUAACGAGACGUAAACGUUUAUUACGUUAUCAUCAUUUUCCACGUUUAACAGUAAUUUAAUUUUAAAAUUUUCGUCGAACAUUUCAUCACGAGUCUGGGGCUAAAUCCGAUUGAAAACUUUUUGGCACAGCCCCUUCCCUCUUUCCACCCCUCCCUAUCAUCACUACACUCUAAUUAAUGAAAUAAUCCCCUUCCCCCCCCCUCCCUCGAUUCUCCAGUACCACCCCCCGGAGUCCCCCGCACUUCACUUAACUAUCGCUAAUUUACUACAUCUAGUGUUGAACUAUUCCAAACAAAAAUAAAAAUUGAGAAACAAAAUUAUGUGAAUAACUGUAGUUGAAUCGGUGGAAGUAAAAAGACACGAGAUAACCGACUACUGCGACAAAAGAAGAAUAAAAAAAACUGUCACAUUGAUAAUGAGACUAAAUAAACACCCCAGGAUCUACAUUAAGUGAUGCAAUAAUGAUAUACCUUGUUACCUAGAUGAAUUAUGUAACGACGUAAACCAUGUAAUCGUAGAAGUCAAAAUUAGUUAAAAAGAGGGAAUAAUAAUCUGUAACUGAGACAGCAUAACACUAUCGGCCGAAAAGUUUAUCGACAAUGAUGGGAAAAAAGCCAAGAGAAUAAAAAAAAAACUUGAAAUUGUAUUUAUAUCGAUUGUAAAGAGUUUGCAAAGUUUUCUGCAAUGAGAUAAAAAAAAUAA
Diachasmimorpha longicaudata is the source of this 2555-nucleotide messenger RNA. RefSeq lists its product as uncharacterized. The transcript has a single exon. Bases 1 to 525 code for a protein of 174 amino acids. The record is from RefSeq and is a predicted model, not a curated record. NCBI's taxonomy places the organism in Eukaryota, Metazoa, Arthropoda, Insecta, Hymenoptera, Braconidae.